UCUCCCUCACAACUCCACUUGACCGUUUUUCUAAAUACUUCUUCCUACAGACAACAAAAGGCUAAUAAAAGUCUACUUGAAAGAUAGAAAUAUGGCUAUGGACCUUGAGCUUGAUGAUGAUGUCUUCUUUGCAGACAUAAGCAAACAAAUCAAUCUCUUAAUCACAGAUGAAGAUGAACAGAUCCCUAUCUCACUCUCUUCUUCUAUCUUCCAGGGUUUGUUCAGAGAAAACUACCAAACAUCAUCAACACCACAUAUGAUGUACCAUGAGAAGAAUUACAGCCUACUUAAAGAGAGCAAAGGGACAGGAGUGUUCAUCCCAAGAUGUACUCAGCCAAGAAGGAAACAACAUAAUCAUCCUCGUCAGAAGAAGCAAGGGAGUGCCGGUUCCCUCAUCUCGAAGCAACAGUUUUCUCAUCAUGUUUAUGACAACAACGACACAACUCUCAACAGCAACCGAGAACACAUCACCCUUCAUCAUGAACCUUCUACCAACUCAAGAAGAGCCUAUAGAGAUGCAGCAUCUCUCUUCACUUAGUCUCCAUCAAAAUUCAAGACAUGGAUUUGUGUCAUUAUUUCAUAUUAUAUUUAUAAUUGGUUAUUGAUAUGUUAUAGAUAUUAUGUUUGUAAGAUCAGCAAAUAAUAAGAAUGAAGGAGGAACCGUGAAUCUAAA
Messenger RNA from Raphanus sativus (radish), 673 nucleotides. RefSeq lists its product as uncharacterized. The record is from RefSeq and is a predicted model, not a curated record. Lineage: Eukaryota; Viridiplantae; Streptophyta; Magnoliopsida; Brassicales; Brassicaceae. Bases 92 to 538 code for a protein of 148 amino acids. The transcript has 2 exons.